UAUAAAGAAGAAAGCUCAAGUGGAAGCAAUAACAGUGCCAAGGAAAUUAAGCAUCAUCAUCCAUGGAUGUUAGUAAUAUCCAAGAUCCAAGAAGCCAAGGCAUUAUGAGUUCCAGCUCCAAAAAUGCUCAAGUGGAAGUGAUAGUAGUGCCAUUCCCAUGUAUGCAAAGCCAUCUCAACCAACUUCUCCAACUCUCCUGCCUCAUCUCCUCCUCCUACAACAUUCCCGUCCACUACGCCACCACCGCCACCCACCUCCGCCAGGUCCAACUCCGUUUCAAUUCCCAAACCCACCUCCAAAAUCCCCAGAUCCACUUCCAUGAAUUCCCCACCCCUCCUUUCCUCUCCCCUCCUCCGAACCCGAAUUCCUCCUCCAAAUUCCCUUCACACAUGCUGCCUUCCUUUGAGGCUUCCUUACAGCUUCGCGACCCCGUGGCGGAUCUCCUCCGUGAGAUCUCCAACACCGCCACACGGGUCGUUGUAAUCCACGACAUCAACAUGGCUUAUGUGGUUCAGGACGUUGCCACCAUUCCUAAUGCAGAGUCCUAUGUCUUUUGCCCUGUUUCUGCUUUCUACAUGUCUUUCAUGUCAUUGAAAGAUCAUGAAGCUUUCCAGUCACUUGAAGAAUUGAAAGGGCUAUCAACUAUCCCAGAAAAUCUACCUCCAGAGGUCCUAAAAUUUUGCACUCUUCAAGCUGAUUAUCAGUCGCUAGCCGCUGGAACCAUAUUCAACUCAUGCAGAUCAAUUGAAGGUACUUACCUAGAUUUGCUGGAAAAGGAAAUGAGCAGUAGAAACAAGAAAGUUUGGGCAAUUGGGCCAAUGAAUUCAGACACAAAAGGUGACAAAAGAAAGUCAAAUAGCCGCCAACACAUGUGUUUGGAGUGGCUAGAUAAACAAGCCCCAAAAUCUGUGCUAUACGUCUCGUUUGGAACAACUACUACAAUGGCAGAUGAACAGAUCAAAGAGCUUGCACUUGGAUUGGAACAAAGCAAACAGAAGUUCCUUUGGGUUUUGCGAGAUGCAGAUAAAGGAGACAUUUUUGCCAGAGAUGUGGAGCGAUCUCCACUCCCAGAUGGGUACAUGGAAAGGGUCAAGGAAUUUGGAAUGGUGGUGACGGAUUGGGCGCCUCAGGUGGACAUUUUGGGACACCCAUCAACCAGUGGAUUUAUGAGCCAUUGCGGAUGGAACUCGUGUUUGGAGAGUAUAACCAUGGGAGUGCCGAUACUUGCUUGGCCAAUGCACUCUGACCAACAUGGAACUGCAUUUCUGGUUACAAACAUUUUAAAAGUUGGUCUAGGAGUCACCAUCUGUGAACAACAAGAGCAAAUAGUGACUUCAUCCACCAUUUGUGGAGUUGUAAAGAUGUUGAUGGCAUCAAGAGAAGGGGAAGAGGUCAGAAGGAAUGUUGAGGAGAUCGGUGGUGCCACCCGCCAAGCAGUGGAGGAAGGUGGUGUUUCUAGCUUGGAGUUGGAUUCAUUCAUUACCCACAUAACUAGGUAGCUAAAUAAUUGCUUAGGGAACUUAUUGUUUGUUUGUUUUUUAGAGAUUUUUAGCAGUAGGUACAGAAUAUCACAUCUUAAUUCCCAUUAAAAAUGAGUUUAUAGAAUAAAUAAAUAAUUGUAGUCCGUGUGCUGGGGAAUGGAAUGCGCCAUUGGGCAAGCUGCACAGGUUUGUUAACAUCUAUGGGCAGACCAUGAAAAUUGUACGUUGAAGAAAUGGGUGCACUAAUUAGAUGUCUAGUUGACAUUAUUAAUUGGCACAAAUGCAAUUUGAAAAUUAGUGUCCAAGAUGCUAUAUAAUGGCUAUCAAGUUUGUCAAUUAAGUUGGCUCUUUCCAAA
Molecule: messenger RNA, 1837 nt
Organism: Rhododendron vialii
Lineage: Eukaryota; Viridiplantae; Streptophyta; Magnoliopsida; Ericales; Ericaceae
Product: zeatin O-glucosyltransferase-like
Exons: 3
Coding region: 63-1499 (478 amino acids)
Molecular function (GO): UDP-glycosyltransferase activity
Source: RefSeq, a predicted model, not a curated record